AUGGCAGCAACAGCUAACAUCUCAAAGAAACGCAAAUUUAUUCGUGAAGGUGUUUUUCAUGCUGAACUUAACGAAUUUUUUACCCGAGAAUUAGCUGAAGAUGGCUACUCCGGACUUGAAGUUCGUGUAACACCUCAACGAACAGAAAUUAUUAUUAUGGCAACAAAAACUCAACAAGUACUUGGUGAAAAAGGUCGUCGUAUUCGUGAAUUAACAUCAGUUAUUCAAAAACGUUUUGGUUAUGCCGAUGGUUCAAUUGAAUUAUUCGCACAAAAAGUUGUUUCACGUGGUUUAUGUGCUAUUGCACAAGCUGAAUCAUUACGUUACAAACUUAUGGGUGGCCUUCCAGUACGACGAGCAUGUUACGGUGUUUUACGUUUUAUCAUGGAAUCCGGUGCUCAAGGUUGCGAAAUUAUUGUUUCAGGUAAAUUACGUGGUCAACGUGCUAAAGCUAUGAAAUUUAUUGAUGGUUUGAUGAUUCAUUCGGGUGACCCAGUCAAUGAUUACGUACAAUUCGCAGUACGACACGUUCUUUUACGUCAAGGUGUACUUGGUAUUAAAUGUAAAAUUAUGUUACCAUAUGAUGCAAAAGAAGGCAAAGGUGCAAAGAAACCAUUACCUGAUCAUAUUUCAAUCGUACAACCUAAAGAAGAAACACCAAUUGUUACUCCAUAUUCCGAACCAAAAGAAAGAAAAGCUGAACCAUUACCGCAACAAAUUGCUCAUCCAGGACAAUUACCUCCUCAACAACAACAACAACAGCAGCAACCAAUACAACAACAACAACAACAACCAGGUGCGCCAGGAAACUUUGGAUAUUAA
Messenger RNA from Adineta steineri, 822 nucleotides. Lineage: Eukaryota; Metazoa; Rotifera; Eurotatoria; Adinetida; Adinetidae. The record is from the annotation of a GenBank genome assembly.